This is a messenger RNA of Penaeus monodon (black tiger shrimp), 620 nucleotides long. RefSeq lists its product as uncharacterized. Gene Ontology annotation, biological process: monoatomic ion transport. NCBI's taxonomy places the organism in Eukaryota, Metazoa, Arthropoda, Malacostraca, Decapoda, Penaeidae. Gene Ontology annotation, molecular function: extracellular ligand-gated monoatomic ion channel activity. The transcript has a single exon. Gene Ontology annotation, cellular component: membrane. The coding region runs from base 125 to 556 and encodes 143 amino acids. The record is from RefSeq and is a predicted model, not a curated record.
GGCAGAGCGAGAGUUCGGGUCGCGCGUGUGUGGUGCUCGGCGGCGGGUCGGCAGUGUGGCGUUGGACAGUGUGGGGAGAGGGUCUUUGCGGCGGUGUGCCACGGUUCCACGCCCCCGUCACGUUAUGGGGGCAGCACCACUCUGUACGCGGGGGGGUGUCGCGCCCGGGGGUCCCACGGCUACGCCUGCUCAAGGAGGGUCUCCGUCAGUGAUUCAGUGGUCUCGCUGUCACACUAGCCACCUCGAGUGCAGAACCAGAGUGAACUCUUGUGUAGGGGUGACAUGUGGUGCUGGGUCCAGGUGUGGAAGGGGCUGGGCGUGGGUAUGGUUGCUAGUGGCUGCAGGAUGGGCGGCUCUGUUAGCGCCCACCUGCCAGGCCAACCCGGACGCCAAGCGCCUCUAUGACGAUCUACUUAGCUCCUAUAACCGCCUCAUCCGCCCUGUCGGCAACAACUCGGACAGACUCACCGUCAAGCUCGGCCUUAAGCUCUCUCAGCUCAUCGAUGUGGUAAGUCCGGCUCUAUCAGCGUUAGGUCACUUCCGAAGUAAGGAAUAACGAGCAGGAAAAGCCUCUCUGCAUCCCCCCCUCCCCCGCUCCAGCGCCUCCUUCAGCCUUGUAG